Messenger RNA from Varanus komodoensis (Komodo dragon), 7825 nucleotides. It is a transcript of the gene ZNF507, whose product is annotated as zinc finger protein 507. Gene Ontology annotation, cellular component: nucleus. Gene Ontology annotation, biological process: regulation of gene expression. Bases 66 to 3179 code for a protein of 1037 amino acids. The transcript is spliced from 8 exons. The record is from RefSeq and is a predicted model, not a curated record. Lineage: Eukaryota; Metazoa; Chordata; Lepidosauria; Squamata; Varanidae.
CUCUCGUGCAGCGCCCUUCUCGGGCAGGCACCCAGAGGAAAGCAUGACGUGGGAUUCCACAAAGAAUGAGGAAAAGAGGCCAAAGGGGCCCGGGAGACCGCGGCUUUCGUGCAUCGGAGGCCGCUUCGGCAGGUGCACGGUUACCCUCGCUUGCACAUGAUAGUAUGGAAAAAGGAAGCAACAUCACAGCAUUAGUCUCAAAUCCAGGGGAACAGGAAACUGUGCUGAUUUCAGAAACAGUGAUAAGUCCAACCUCAGAAAGUGGUGAGAGCCAGAGGAAGAGUAACUCUGAUCCACUCAUCCAGGUCAUCCAAAAACUGAGCAAAAUUGUUGAGAGUGAAAAAUCGCAGAAAUGCCUUGUAAUAGGGAAAAAGCGCUUGCAUCCAGACACGCUGUCACUUGAGCUGCAAAACUUCCCGGAGGUCCCAGCCAAAAUAAUUGAACUGCCUGCCCUGGGCACCAUAAACGUAGAACGUUAUUAUGUGGCAGACUGUCCUCCCCAGAGUAGAAAGAAAGUGGUUUGCUACCAGUGUAGUCUCUGUAAAUCUCUGUUUCCGACUCUUCCUCUGUUGAAAGAACACAUAAAACAACAUGGUCAGCAGAAUGAGGUAAUUCUCAUGUGUUCGAUCUGCAACUUUGCCUCUAGAAGCCUUGAAGAGUUCGAAGCACAUGUCAGGCAUCACCCAGAGAAUGGCGACAAAACUCAAGCUCUGCCAAAGGAGCAGCCAUGCGUCAGUCUUUCGAACACCACCUUGCAAGGGCCGAAGGAAAGCUUUGUUAAAGUAGGCAGUGAUCAGGUGGCCCAGCCUCAGAGUCCCCACAUGACUGAGAAGACGGGACGAAAGUGGUAUACUUAUGAGCAAUAUGGGAUGUACCGGUGCUUAAUAUGCAGCUAUACUUGUGGCCAACAAAGAAUGUUGAAAACACACGCUUGGAAGCAUGCCGGAGAAGUGGAUUGCUCAUAUCCUAUAUUUGAGGAGGAGAAUGAGCAAGCUGUUUUGCCAGACUCCUCCGUAUCAGGUGCUUCUCACAAUGUAGAUACUGUAGUUCUUUCACUCGAAAGUCAUGAACUGGGUGUGUGUAGCGACCAGGCUGUCCAGCUCCAUAUUUGUAGUCCUGAGCAAAUCACUUAUAAAACCUCUCCAGCAGAAGACCAUGUAAAAGAAGCGGUCCCCAAUCAGUCGGCUGCACUUUCGCCCGUAGGCAAAAUGUUAGAGGAGACCAUGUCCGAUACGGAUCUGGAACAAGAGAAUUUGAUAACUGACAGCUUGCUUUCAUCAGCCCAGAAAAUUAUUAACUGCAGCCCAAACAAAAAGGGGCAUGUUAAUGUUAUAGUGGAACGUCUACCAAGCGCUGAAGAACCUGUCUUGCAGAAGUCUUACUCGAUAAGCACUGACAUUGAGGCUGAGAAAAGCAAGAUCUCUGAGCAAACUCGUAUCGUGCACGAGGGAUCGGGGGAAGUUUAUCACAUGGAUAAAAAUUCCGUGGAACUUGAAGAAGUAAUAAUUGGAUGGAGCAGCACAGAAAAGAAAGAGAGUGAUUUAAAUCCUGGCAGAGGCAAAGCAGCAGAUGAAAAUGCUCCUCCUACAAGGAGGAGAACCAACUCUGAGUCCUUGAGAUUGCACUCACUAGCUGCUGAAGCUCUCGUUACGAUGCCAAUCAGAGCCGCGGAGCUAGCCCGGUCGAGCCUCAGAGCCUUUGCCGAGGUCAAUUCCAUGGGUGCAGACAAUGGGCAGAGACAAGCUGACAGCGGCUAUGUAGCCCAUUCUAAAUUAGUCACCUCCCUCAAAACUGAGGAGCUGACAAGCCUAAACCAGACUGACUGUGCUUUCAUGGAAAUACAGAAGGAUAAACCUGAGUUAACGGAAGGUCCAAUUAAAAUGGGUAUUAGCAUGUCACUGCUCACCGUGAUUGAAAAACUGAAAGAGAGGACAGACCAGAAUGCCUCCGAUGACGACAUUCUGAAGGAGUUGCAGGACAAUGUGCAGUGCCAACCUGCGGCAGAGGCUAAUGUUCUGGGGAGCAACCUGGUGGAAUACAUCCCAAAUGUGGAUCGUCCCUUCCGCUGUCGCUUGUGUCACUACAGCAGUGGCAACAAGGGGUAUAUCAAGCAGCACUUGCGGGUGCAUCGCCAGAGGCAGCCCUAUCAAUGUCCAAUUUGCGAACAUAUAGCAGACAACAGUAAGGAUUUAGAAAGCCAUAUGAUCAACCACUGCAAAACCCGAAUGCACCAGUGCAAACAGUGUGAAGAAUCCUUUCAUUACAAGAGUCAGCUGCGAAGCCAUGAGAGAGAGCAACACAGCCUCCCAGAUAUAUAUUCAACGUCUCCAUCUGACAGUCUCAUAACUUGUAGUGAAGUGGAUGAACGAGUUGGGGAUAGGAUUUCAGUCCAAAAACUUUACAGAUGCGACAUUUGUGAUUACACGAGCACAACAUAUGUUGGUGUACGGAAUCAUAGACGGAUUCACAACUCAGAUAAGCCAUAUAGAUGUCGAGUGUGUGAUUUCGCCACAACUAACAUGAAUAGUUUGAAAUGUCAUAUGAGGCGCCACCCACAGGAGCACCAGGCAGUGCAGCUAAUGGAGCAGUUCAACUCUUCAACAUCCCCUGCAGAGGUCUUUCCCACCACUGGCCUUGUUUUUAACUGGAGAAGCCAAGGACUGAACCUGAACUUUGCCAUAGAAUGUGCUCUUUGUGGAUAUGUGUGUAGCCAUCCUCCUUCUCUGAAGUCGCACAUGUGGAAACAUGCAAGUGACCAAAAUUAUAACUAUGAACAAGUGAACAAAGCUAUUAAUGAUGCGAUUUCACAAAGUGGGAGGUUCCCAGGUCAGCUGCCUGGGAAGAUGGUAACUGAAAGCUCUGAAGACAGUUCUGUUCUUUUGACAAGUAACUCAGAAGGCUUGAUGUUUUUGGACUCCUCUAACCAGACUGCUAACAAAACCACAAGUUCUGAUGAAAAUCUGAACCCUACUUCAAUGAAUACCUCAUGCAAUUCUGACAAAACCACUAGCCUGUCCCACUUUGGCACAGAAUACUGCGUUCUGCUCUUCUGCUGUUGUAUCUGCGGAUUUGAAUCCACCAACAAAGAGAAUUUGUUGGAUCAUAUGAAGGAACAUGAAGGUGAAAUUAUAAACAUAAUUCUGAACAAAGAGCAUGCCACAGCUCAGAGCGUAAACUAAAUGAAGUUGCCUCUUUAAACAAUUCCUUAAAGUGCUGUUUUCCUGCUCUCUAACAUUGCCAGAAGUACUUGCUAAAGAGAAGAAUUGUGAGUAAAAACAAUCCCGUUGAUAUCUCUAAAUUUUGAAGCCUUUGUAUCAAAAUGAAAAUAGAUAACUUCACAAGGUGUUGAAGCAGCUGAACAGUAAACACUCCAUGUAUGCUAAAUGGGCACUGAAAAUGUUAUCCCCAGCUGACAGAGCCAUUUUCAAUGCCUAUUACUAAUCCAAAGCAUAGAAGAAGUAUAAUAGGAAAGUCACACUAGGUGUUAACUUAAGGGGUUUAACCUUCCUGCCUUGAAACUAUAUAAAAGGUGUCAAAUUCAUUUCAGGAAAAUUAAGCAAAAGGCUUGACAUGGCUGACUAUAAGAUUAUGAAGCAGCAGUUUCUAAAGAGAGAGAGAAAGAGAGAGAACGGAGGGAAGACAGUAAUUUCCUUGGCCUUAUCUUUCCUAGCAUAAUUACUUUUUUUCAGAGAAGAUCAGUUACUUGCCUGUUCCUGCUUAUAACCGAAGUUGGUAUGCUGCUAAUUACUUAGCUGGCUAGAUUUUGUUUUCUCAGUAUCAGAUGCUACAAGAAGAGAUGUUCUGAAUAUGUACCUAAAUGUGUCUUGUUGGACCCAGAAAGUUCACCAGAACCUCUUAAUAUUACCUAUAUAUGUAAGCAGCCAUCUCAGCAUUUGGAGCAGCAAAUCAGGGGAGGAAGGAACAUGGGUAGCCUUUAAACAAGGCUUUGAAACAACCCCCCCCAAAAGGGGGGGGUUGUCUGUUUUUCAUCAAAUCUCAGUCGACAUUUCAAAAUCCAGGUAUUUAGAACUACUGUGGAAACACAGUGGGUUUGAUACAGAAUUUACCCCCCAAAGAUGGAAGGACUUCCACCCACAGAAGGUUACUGAUGCAGUGAAGCAGUUGCACUGGCAGAAUGAAGGAAAAAGAUAUUUUAUUCAAUUUCCCCCUAUGGUUUACGAAAACCUACUUCAGAGGACUGGGAGACCCUUUGGAACAGUGGGCGAGGUGGCAAUAGAAGCUGUGGGGCAAAAUGAAAAUCCCCCAUUUCCACCAGCGGGAGCCUUUGGAGAGGAAUUCUGCUCACAGGCUGCUGCUGCCAACAGAAGAGUUUGGGAUCCAUCCCAUCAGCACCGGAGGUUACCAUAAACAGGCUAAUCUUGUGGCAUUAUUGUAUAAUUGCCACUAAAAGUCAUCCAUGUGGUUAGCAUACUUGCCCCCAAAAGCACACGCUUUCCCGCCUUGCUAAAUGUCUUGAGCUUCUGUCUUUGGCUGAAAUCCUGAGGACAGUCCAGCUGUGUAGCUCCCAUUAAGUUCAGUGGGAGUUAAGCAGAAUUGUGGCCAAUUUACAUUUUCUUCAAGAAAUUAGUGCCAUGCUUUAUUUCGGUCGUGCCAUGCACUGCAUUUCAUUUAUUCUACUAAACAACAGAUGGUAUACAAAUCUGAAUUAUAUUUCAAGAACUGUAGAACAUAUUUCUUGUGUAUUUAUUAUCUAUUUAUAAUAUUUUAGCAGAAAUAAGCUAGAAGCUCACAUGGUGCUAAUUGAGUUUGGGGGCUUUUGCUAACAUUUCUGAACUGUGAAGCUGGGCAAAUGGAAAAUGAUUUUGUAUAUAAUUUCCAAGUUUUAAAUGCUGAAUUCAGAAGUCUUUCAAAGUAUUUUGUAAGACUACCCAGACUUAAGCAUUCUCCAUCUUGAUUACCUAGUGCACAGUCCUAUGGAGAUUAGUGCAAGUUCUUGACCUCAGAGGUACGUGCUUGUUCAGUGCAGAGCAGAAUGAGUAGUGAAUGCAAUCUUUGUACCACCACCCUCCACUCCUCUAGCAAUGGAAUUUCAGAGCAGGAGAGGAGGAGGUUGGAGGACCAUCAAGAUAACUCAUCUCCUGACUGCUCCGGUCUCCCCCACUGCCCCCAAAACACCCCUUUAACCACUCUCUGAGGUCGCUCUCCCAACCCUGGAAAAGCAGUCAGCAUGGCUCUUUCCAGUUGCAAGGGGGUGGGGAAGAGCUCCAGUUUCCAGCUCCAAGGUCAGAGCACCCCCUUGUUCUAUCAGUUUUGUUUCAAAUUAUAUGCAUCAGUACGUUGAAAGUAGCAGCCAGGUUGUCAUUUACAAAAAUAUUUCAAAUAAAUGAUAAUAUUUAAAAUGUGGGCACAUUUGCAUUGCUCUGGAGGAAAAAACGUGUAGAGAGAAAUUGAGGGGGAUGUUUAAUAUUCAGGAUACUGUGUUUAACUUUUUUGCUAUGAACUAUUAAGACUAAUUAGAAGGAGCUUCAGUCACAAAGCUUGAUUAAGUACACUUGGCUAUUAUUGUUACCUUUUUGCAUUGCAUUUAUAUUCACAGUAUCGACUUCCAGUGCACUGAGAAGCAGGAAGUGAUUGGGCAACUAUUUAAUAUCUCCACUAGCAGCAAAAUGGAGAGUAAACAACAAGUUGACACUAAAAUAUUCUUCAGACUGGUUAGAAGUAGCUCACUCAGAAGUAGUAUUAUAACAAUUUUUUAUAAUCCUCAUUUGUCUAGAUAUUUUGAAGCAUUGCUACAUCAAAAGGAGAUAGAAAAUCCAAAAUAAACAUUUAUUUAAUAUUAAGCUUGUACAAAGUGUAUUGAUACUCCAUCUCCUAUCUUUAUACCAUCUACUUACUGCAAUUAGUUUAAAGUUUGGUUUAAAAAAUUACCGAAGUAACAGAUUAAAUUAUCUUCCAAAUUAAUGGUGGUAGGUCUUAGCCAUGAACCCUUUUUUCCAUAUUGGAUCAUGCUUCUUUACUCGAAGAAAAUUGUGAAUAUAUGAACAUAUAAAAUAGGUACUUAUGGAAGUUAACUAUCAAUUGUUAGGCAUCUAAACCUUUUAAAGUAACUCCGUAUGUGAGGAACAAGUGACUUGAAUUUGGUUUAUGUAAUCUUUACUGUUGAACAGUAAAUGGAUUUUUUAAUUGAUGGAAUUAGAUUGCAGUCCUAUACAUGUUUAGACAGAAAAAGGGGCCCACAACUCCUAAGCGAGGACAUGCUGGCAGUUGUAGGCCUUUUUCUAUCUAAACAUGCUUGGGGGUUACAUCUUUAUAUCCUCAAUACAAAAAGCUUGAUAAUACUGUCAUUUGCACAGGAUAUAAGCAUACUGCUUACGGACAUUUCCCUUUUAGUGUCCAUGUUGCUCUCAGUUCAUUCCUCAAAUGUAUACACUUGUCACAUAGAAGCCUGAAACUAGAAUAUUGAUCAUGUUUCUUGCCUUGAAAAGUGUUGGGGGGUAGCUAUUUGAGUAUGGGCGAUUUCUGCUUUUUUGAGGUUUAAAAGCACUUUUCAAACAUAUGGCUUGUCUUCCCAUCAGUUUUAGGGUAUAAGUAAGAUAAAAUGCUUGGAUUCAUGCCUAACUAUACUGUAUUUGGUUUUAUUAUUAAUUUAUGUAGGAGCAGUUUCAGUGCUCUGCGUUAUAAUUUCAGCCUUUGCUGAUCAUUCUUAGGAUUCCAUUAUGGACAAACUUUCCAUUUACAUUUCCAGCUUCAAUACUUACAUAAACUUGCUCGGAAGCAGAUUUCACUGAAAUCAGCUGAAAUUAUUUUGAGACAGAUGUGGUGCAGAUUGUAUCCUUACAGAGUGGUUCUCAUCCAUUUGUAUUCAGUGGGGGGAACCAUUCUAACGGAUCUUUGUGCUGCAUUUUUUGGACUGCGCAAAUGUGAGGCAGGCUAGCCAGGGUGUGUAUCCAUGAGGGUCGUGGAAUCAUACUUGCAUACCCUGCCUUCUCCUGACUUCAGACCUGCAGGAUAUCUGCAUGUGAAAAGCAGUGUUUACGUCAGGCCUAUCUGCACAAAAAUGAUAUGGAUACUGCAUUCAUAUGGAUAUAUGUGUGGACUCUGCAUUUAUUGCAUCCAACACAUGGAGAUCUCAGCAGGUUCGGAGGUAAGACUGCCAUUCCUACUAUGUGCAAUGAGCUGAUGCAAACCACUUCUCUUUGCUCCAGUAGGCUAACCCACGCUCUGCCUGAACCAGCCCUUUGAUUUCAUUAUAGGAACUUGCUUGGAAACAUGCUAUUAAAAUCAGUGGGACUUGCUUUCCAGUUCAAUGUGGCUUCAGUAGCUUCACCAAUAGAGGCUGUUUUCCUUGCAGCACUACAUGUUAUCCUUAGUUUGAAAGACAGACUGGGGUUCAGCCAGUUACUGUAUUUUAAAGCACUUAUUUAAUCAUUAAAAUAAAAUGUACAGCUGGUGCUCAAAGUAAUGUUAAAAUAUAUUUAAUAGAAUUUUGCAUUUGAUAUUCAUGGGCAUGGGUACAUAUAUUUUUUUAAGAAAAGGAAUUGUAAUACCAUGGCACUGCUUUUUAUAGCCAAAGUAUAAAACUUUUAGAAAACUGACAUGUAAAAAAUGCAGGAAUCUCUCUUGCUGUAUCUUAUUGAUAGGAUGGCUUAUUUUAUAAAAUAUUUUCCGCACAUUAAGCUGCAUGCCUUAAGUUCUCUCUAGAAUUGUCUUGUUUGGAAACUAUGGAAGCAAACUUUGUAGUACUACUUUGACUACCUUCUGAAAUACUGUACAUUGUUAGAAUAAUUUAUUUUGCUUUACAGAAGUUUUGUCAUGUAUUGACUAAUUGUAUUUUGGUAAUAAACUCCUAUGUUGAACACAUCAA